GUUGUGUGGCGGAAGUGACGUCAGAGGCCACGCCAGAAGUGGCCCGGGCCUAGGCGGGAGUCUGAGGCGCGUCGGCAUGGGGAAACAAAAGAAAGCCAAGAAAUACGCGACUAUGAAGCGGAUGCUCAGCCUCCGCGACCAGAGACUGAAAGAAAAGGAUCGGUUGAAACCGAAAAAGACGGUGAAGAAAGAUCCCAGUGCCCUGAAGGAAAGAGAAGUCCCCCAGCAUCCGUCCUGCUUAUUCUUCCAGUACAACACCCAGCUGGGGCCUCCGUACUACAUCCUGGUCGACACCAACUUCAUCAACUUCUCCAUUAAGGCCAAACUGGACUUGGUGCAGUCGAUGAUGGACUGCCUCUACGCCAAAUGUAUCCCCUGUAUAACCGACUGCGUGAUGGCUGAAAUUGAAAAACUGGGGCAGAAAUACCGAGUGGCCCUGAGGAUUGCCAAGGAUCCACGAUUUGAACGUCUGCCCUGUUCGCACAAGGGGACGUACGCAGACGACUGCCUGGUCCAAAGGGUCACUCAGCACAAAUGUUACAUCGUGGCCACGGUGGACAGGGAGCUGAAACGAAGGAUCCGGAAGAUCCCCGGCGUUCCCAUCAUGUAUAUUUCCAACCACAGGUACAACAUCGAAAGGAUGCCAGACGACUACGGGGCUCCACGGUUCUAACUUCAGCGAAGCGAUGGGUCACCUCCGCCCCCCAAAACAUGGCGAAUUCCAUUCCUUUCCCACCCUCCCUCCCCACUUCGGCUGUUCUUCGUUCCUCCUCGGCUCUCUUUUGCCCCGUCGGCGAAGGCCCCGUUUGGGUUUCCUUGGGGUCUUGCAGAAACCGAAUCCGUUCAGAGGGAACUGCGAACCAGAUCAUUCCCUCCCCGGGGAACGGGAUUUGCCUGAAUUUCCCCGGCAGCGUCUCUUUCCCCACCCGAGCCUCUCCGCACCGCAUCGCACCGCUUCGUAAACCGGGAAUCCGGCACGCAGUCGAGGGGUUGGGCGACGGCCUCGUCUGAUUAUCGGGAACGUUUCCCAGCCGUCUUGGGUUAAGAGCCCCAAAUCCCGGCCUCCGCGUAGCCCGGAGCGUUGGAAAAUUUUAAAAGGAAACCCAAAACAGCCACUGUUUCGGCAUCCGCGCAAAUUCCGCGGGCUGGCUUUGGAUAAGGAUAUUUACAGUAGGUCUCAUCCUAGUUUCUCAGCUAGUAGCUGACGGGCGCCGUCGGUUUUGCAGCCGCUUGUACCGUCUGCUUUCUCCUCCCUGUCCUGUUUUCCUGUUUUUCCCCCCCUUCCCAGUCAAGAUUCCCAGUGGCGCCGUCUCCUCGGCACGAAAUCCCCGGCUUCCCGAACGCCACGGUGGGAAGCCCGGUAACGGAGGAUCUCUUUGGUCACGGCGAGCAGCGCGGCUGAAUUAUCAGCUCAGGUCUCCGGGCUUAACGGGAUCCUUUCACGCUUUUUACUUCCUCCCCCUUGACCCUUUUCCCAAUAAACGAACACUGAUCGCGGAAACUUGGAAGUGUGAA
Tachyglossus aculeatus (Australian echidna) is the source of this 1515-nucleotide messenger RNA. RefSeq names its product FCF1 rRNA-processing protein (gene FCF1). Gene Ontology annotation, cellular component: nucleolus; small-subunit processome. NCBI's taxonomy places the organism in Eukaryota, Metazoa, Chordata, Mammalia, Monotremata, Tachyglossidae. Bases 77 to 673 code for a protein of 198 amino acids. The record is from RefSeq and is a predicted model, not a curated record. The transcript is spliced from 8 exons.